UAUCGAUGAAGUGACCUUAUGAAGACGACGUUGAUAGCGCUAAGAAAUCUCAUCCCAACUUCCUUUGCAGUCGGAAGGAAGCGUUCUGACUAGCGACCCACGAAUUUCGGAACCCAUCAGUGGAGUGGGCAACACUUACUGGCCCUUCAUCGCCGGAAGUUUGCUAUGCCUCGCUGCUAUGGCUCUGGCUACCACUGGAAUCCUGUGCUGCUGUCGGAAGAGGCGCUCAAGUCACCGUUGGCCACCUGACAUUGCUGCGGUAGUACUAGAAGAGCGCGUCGCGGAAGAGCCUAAAUUUGUUGAGAAGUCAGCAAUCGAUCGUAAGACGCAGCGUGCGGAGAUGAACGAGUACAUUUCCACGGACAGCAAGUCAGCAGCUCCCGCUGCCGGAGGCUCAGCCCCUAGUCGUCCGUCGAAUCCCGUGCCCAUCAAGCGUUUCCAAGAGUACGUGACGCGAGCUCUUGUUGAAGGCACACUGGAACUUGAGUACACGACGCUGAGGAAUGGGAGGCUGCACCCGACAACCGUUGCGGAAAAACCUGACAACAGGCCAAGGAAUCGCGACGGAAACAUCCUGCCAUACGACCACUCGAGAGUUGUGCUUACGAGCGAUGACGACAUCGUGGACUACAUCAAUGCAAGCUACAUACCGGGUUUCAGAAAUCCGCGAAGAUACAUCGCAGCACAAAGUCCUGCCCGCACAACCACUUCCGACUUCUGGCAAAUGGUCUGGCAGGAAAAUAUUGUUAAGGUGGUCGCACUGUCCGAACCCAAGGAGGAGGCGGUGUACUGGCCAGAAUCACAGGGAAAAUACGGAAGUAUUACGGUGACCCUGAAGAAGACUGAACUCAAGGCUGACUUUGCAGUGCGGGAACUCGAAUAUCAGUGGUGA
Dermacentor silvarum is the source of this 892-nucleotide messenger RNA. RefSeq names its product receptor-type tyrosine-protein phosphatase epsilon-like. Gene Ontology annotation, biological process: protein dephosphorylation. Lineage: Eukaryota; Metazoa; Arthropoda; Arachnida; Ixodida; Ixodidae. Bases 179 to 892 code for a protein of 237 amino acids. The record is from RefSeq and is a predicted model, not a curated record. Gene Ontology annotation, molecular function: protein tyrosine phosphatase activity. The transcript has 8 exons.